GGCAGACCUGCAGAUUCUCUUGAUAACUUUCUUAUUUUCUGCUUCACCUGUCCACCAAUUCCAAUUGCCAUUUUUUGGUUUAUUGUCUACGCGAUAGGUUUGGCCAGCCGGCUGUCAACAAUUUAUUUCAUUCCUAUUCUGUUUUUAACAAAUCUCUUCACCCUAAUAUUGGCAAAAUAAAAUUGUGUAUUACUAUUAUUUUUCAUUUAUUUUAGGUUUUAUGAUUUUUGGCACGAUUGCUCGGCAUAGUUUCAUCUUUUUCAGGAGUACCAUUUGAAAACUUCCUUUUCGGAGAUGUCUCCAAACGUUAUCGAUAUUUUCGAUGGCGCGAGUGUGUUCAUCACCGGCGCUACGGGUUUCGUGGGAAUGGCACUGGUAGAAAAACUUCUCAGGUGUGUGCCUAAUAUAAAAUACAUCUAUGUACUUAUCAGGCCGAAAAAGGGUGUGGAAGUAGCUGAUCGUCUUAAAAAAGUUCUCGAAGACAGGGUUUUCAAUAAAGUGAGAGAGUCACUUGGAAAUGAUCCAUUUCGCAAAGUGAUUGCCGUUGCCGGAGAUGUAGGUGAAGAUAACUUAGGGCUGAAGAUGGAAGAUAGGAUAGAGAUGAAGCACAAAGUCAAUUUCAUUUUCCAUUCGGCCGCCACUCUCGAUUUUGAAGCUUCGUUGAAAACUACUGUUGAAAUAAACCUGCUUGGUACUAAACGGGUUGCCGAAUUGAGCAAGGAAAUGCCCAACCUCAAGGCGUUUGUCCACGUAUCAAGUGCCUAUGUCAAUUCCAAUUUGAAGUCAGCAGAUGAAGUAAUAUAUCCAGCACCUGCUAAGGUAGAAGAUGUGAUUUCCUUAGUACAGAGAGAUACUGAAUCAUCUUUGAAUGAUCUAGCGCCAAAAAUGAUGAGUGACGUUGGUCAUCCGAAUACGUACACGUUCACUAAGGCUCUUGCAGAGCAUGUUGUUGCUGGCAUUCCAAACUCAGUCAUUAUUCGACCAAGUAUGAUUGUAGGAGCGUGGAAAGAACCUAUUCCCGGCUGGACUAACAGUAAGAACGGUCCUCAAGGGUUUAUCAUGGGAGCUGCUAAAGGUGUAGUAAGAAGACUGCCCGUUGAUAAGAAUCUGAUCUAUGAUUAUAUCCCAGUCGAUGUGGUGGUGAACCAUAUGAUUCUGGCAGCCUGGCAUGUCGUCAAAAACAAGCCAAGAUCUACUGACGUUUUCCAUGUAACAACCAGCACAUAUAAACCAUUUAAAUGGGCAAAUGUAGAAAAUGAGGUGACUCAGCUUCUUCACAAGUAUCCAUUGAAAAGUGCCGUUUGGUAUCCAACACUCAAGCUACUUCCGUCUCUCUUCCUGUUCAGGGUCUCGGCUUUUAUAUUCCACAUGAUCCCAGCUUACAUAUUGGAUACUGUCACAAGGAUAGGCGGUGGAAGACCUAUCUUGGUUAGAUUGCACACGAACGUGAACAAAUCACUUGGAAGAUUGGCACCUUUCAUUUUCAACGAAUGGCUGUUUGAUAACAAGCAAUCGCUGGCUCUUCACAAGUCUAUCCCAACCGCAAAAGAGAGAGAAAUGUUUGGAGUGGAUGUUGGAUCGCUGGAAUGGAGUGCUUUUUUCAACGACUUGGCUCAAGGAGUUCGAGAAUUUCUUAACAAUGAAUCUCCCAAAACGCUUGCUAGUGCACGUAAAAAGGACAAAGUGCUGUACGUGCUGAACGUUGUUCUUCAGGUAUUCGUUGUGAGUGGAAUUUGGUAUGCAUUUUCAUGCGUUUUUGGACAAUCCAUGGCUCUCAGCUCCUUCAUCCUCCCUAUUAUUGUAUUCAUAUCCUCUUUCCUGUAGAAAGUGAUAUUGGUGCAAUCAGUGCAAUUCAACAUGCACAGUAAAACUAUUUACAAGAUACAUGACACCUUAUUCUGUUAUACAGUAUAUAUAUUACUAUAGUGUACACUCUAAUGUUAAUAGUAUCACAGUAUGCUACAUUAAAUGUAGAAAAUACAAAUAAUUUUAUUCAUGUUGUGUUCUGCAAGUUAUAGUUUUAAAUUCAAAUUCAUCUUGUUACAUACUCUUAAAAUAAUGUUGAGCUAUAGUAUAAGCUCAUUAAAGCUAAUUCGAUUUAAUAGGAUCUCGGUAAUUGGUAUUAAUACAAUUUAUGGUAUUUCUUUUUCAUUUCGUUUGUGGUCCCACAAUAAAAAUAGAAUCAUAUCUACAAAAAAUAUUUGUAAAAACAUGAUCAUUCGAUGUUGGGAUAACUUUUUUUAAUCCUUUAUUAAUUUGAUGAACUAUUUAAAAAUAAUUCUUAUAAUAAUAUUUUUGGAUUCGAUCAACAUAUAUAAGAAAAUAAUGCGUGAAACGAUUUUCUAUCAAUUGAUGAGUUAUCAUUUGCUCUAGAAUAAUUUGACACUGCUACCUGGUACAAAAUUUAGUAAUUUAAUAAUACAAUUUUUCUCUUUUAAUAUAGCAAAUUAGUACAAAUCCAAAUUCUUAUUAUGAAUGUAAUGCUUAACUACUAAUUUAUGAAGUGAUAAAUUUACACCCAGUUAAUACAAUUAUCAUUAUUUCUCAUUCUUCACAGCUAAUUUUUCAUAUUUACUGUCCCACUUAUUCAAAUUGUUUCUUCAUUAUUUCGAGUAUCAGUAAUAAAUUUAUUCUUGUAAUGCGACAAUGUUAAGCUAUUUUUGAAAUUAUUUUAAAAUUAUGUAUGUGAGAAUAAAUCAUUUAUACUCGAUUCUGUUAUGAUAAUACAGUAUUAUUUACGAUAAGUUAGGAUAUCUUAGUUUGGAUACUGUAGUGUAGAUUUGCAGUAUUCAGUGUCCAUUUAUAACUAACAUUCUCUACUGUAUCCAAGACUAACAUAAAAUGAACAAAGGCCUACACUAAUAGUUAGUAAUGAGCUUAAUAUUCAUUCCGAAAUUAUGGUUUUGCUUUUAGUGAGUUAUUCAGCAACUUCCAAUACUAUUAGAACCAAAACUCUACUAGAAGGAAACAUUGUUCUGAUGAAAUAACGGUACUAGCCUAGUAUAGAACGGACGCAUCAGGGUAUUUAAGAAGAUAUACUUACUCUAUUCCUUAUAAAACUUAUGGAUUUGAUUAUGUGAUGAUAUUCUGUUUAACUUGGAACAACAAUUUUUGCAUUUCAAAUAUAAUAUACAUUCUAAAAUUAACGUUCUUCACUCAUCAAGGUUAUGUAUGGUUUUGUUUAUGUUUUUUCUCAUAUCAUCACUAAACUGAUUGGACAAUCAUGUGGUUACCUAGAACAAAAUUAUAAAAAUUUGGGAAAAUUCAAAUUAUAACAGCAGAAGAGAUCAUUCUUCUCGCUCUUUAUGAAGAAAAAUGAAUUGUAUUUUAUCUUUAUCAAGAAAGUUUGUUUAGAACCGUUAUUUAAGUUAUUUCAAAAUGAAUUGUGUUGGUUGUAGAGUAAAAUAUUAAAGAGCACGAGGUUUAAAGAUGAGGAAGUUUUAGAUUUUAUAAUAAAACACAAUAAUUUUAAAACUGUGACAGUGUGUAAAAGGUGUGGUGAACAAUGUAAUUUGUCAAGAAAAACUCUUAUUCCGUUGUGGCAGAAGAGUCAAAACCCCUGACAGCAACAAAGCGAAGCCUUGUAGUUUACAUGCUUCAGCCAGGGUGGGAUCCUUUUUUGAUAAAGCAAAAUUAUCCAUCGACAUAUGCUUCUAUCUAAUUUCUAUUAUUCUUUUCCGAAACCGCCUAGGAAAAACUUUCUCCUCACUAGAGAACUCGGUAUUUCCCCAACAACUGCUGUUCAUUGGUACUCGUUUUGUAGAGAGGUAUUCAUAUUCUCUAGUGAGAAACUUUCUGAAAAGUUGGGCGAGCCAGGAAAAGUUGUAGAAAUUUAUGAGGCCAAGUUUGGGAAAUCGAAAUAUAACCGUGGGCGAUAUUUUAAGGGUAAAUGGGUUUUCGUGGGGGGGGGGUUGAACUCAAUUGUGGAUUUGAGUGAAAUUAUCAAUAUUUUUUGCAAUUGCGAAAGAAGAUUUUUGUUUGGAUUUGUAUUUGGAAAUUGAUCAAUCUUAUAAAUUCGAAAUUGUAGUAGAUACAUUUUUGUGGACUCAAAAUUGUGUGCGAAUUAAGUUAUCAUUUAAGUUACGUAAGUAACAUAACCUUCAGACUGUGUAUUCCAAAUUAAGGCUUGAAGCAGUCUUGGGCAAAUGCCUGUUGUUUUUACCUGAAUAAAACAUUGUAUUAAACCUUGAAAUAAACCUUUUUACCUUUGUAUUUGCAUAUGAAUAAAUAAAUAAACGUGGCUCCAAUAAAUCUUUUUGUGUCUGUUGAAGCUAGGGAUUGUGAAACUUUUCAAGUUGAUUCAAGAGUGGAUCUUGCCUGGUUCAACGAUAAUUAGCGAUUGUUGGAGAGCGUAUCAAUCCCUCAAUAAAGACCUUUAUGAUCACCUCACAGUCAACCACUCGUUGAAUUUUGUUGAUCCAAACAGCCAGGCUCACACUAACACCAUUGAAAGGGCCCGGCGGGAGGUGCGAGGGACCAUACCCAGAUUUGGCGUAAAAAGGCCCACUUCCCCGGAUACCUGGCUGAAUUCCAAUUUAAGAGGAGGUACGAUUGUGAGGAGCGCCUCCAUUACUUUUUUAAGGCGGCGGCGGAGUUGUAUGUCCCCACUCACUAAUAGGUCAAGCUUUAGUGAGGUUAGGUUAGGAUGAGUUUGAUGAGAUUAGCUAUUCCUUUUGCAUUGAAUUUUUGAGUGUUAAACACUUAAUUGACAGUUGUCACAGAAGAUUUUUUUAACAAAAAAGUAAAAAAAUACCUGAUGUGUCCGAUCUGAAUAAUUACCGAAAUAACUUAUUCUGAUCAUAUUAAAACAUUUGUUCUAUAACAAGUUUUAAAACGAUAUUUUUUUCAAACUUGAACUAAAUAUUGAAUUUGAUUUAAUACAUAUUUAAUUUGAACUACAUAACUAUAAGGAAGAUCAGUUUCAUAAGAAUCUGUAUAACUUCAGAAUUCUCUUCUCAAGAAGAAAAUCAGAUGAUUCAUACUUCUCUUGAAAAACUUUGUUUUAGCUUGUAAUGUUUGUUUCAGGAGGAGAACUUGUUAUAGAACAAACGCUUUCAAUCAUCAAUACAAAGUAGAGAAACGAUUGAAUAAUUAUUGUACUGUAGAAUCUUUACCAUUAAACAAUAAUUAUUCAAAUUCAAUUGAAGUGUCAAGAUUUGAAUAAUCACAUGUUAAGUACUUUUUAUCGGCUGUCAUUAGUCAUGCUUUUGAAAUAAUUUUCCGUCUAAAAAUUCUUUAUAGGAUAUAAUAUGGGUGUUAGAGGUGGUUGUAUGAUAACCAAAUGCAUGUUUUGUAAGCUUGAAAUUUUGUAUCUACUUCUGUGCCUAACUGCCUAUUGUUGCUACAUCAACUCAAUUCAAAAUUUUUCUAUUGACAAUUAUUUAUUCCAGUAAGCAUACAGAAAAAAAUAUAUUUUGAGACUAAUUUGAAGUAGCUGUAAAGAAUAUGUCUUUCAGCACAUCUUUGAUUGCCAGUAUCUUCUAGUAUUAUUAAAAUCUUUGUUAUGACAAUUAAUUUUCCAUUUUCGAAAUACUUUUUGUGAUUGAAUACAUUUUCAAGUCCAAUAAAAUAUUUUUACAAUAAA
Messenger RNA from Nilaparvata lugens (brown planthopper), 5584 nucleotides. RefSeq names its product putative fatty acyl-CoA reductase CG8306. Gene Ontology annotation, cellular component: peroxisome. The record is from RefSeq and is a predicted model, not a curated record. Bases 295 to 1824 code for a protein of 509 amino acids. The transcript has 9 exons. Gene Ontology annotation, biological process: long-chain fatty-acyl-CoA metabolic process. NCBI's taxonomy places the organism in Eukaryota, Metazoa, Arthropoda, Insecta, Hemiptera, Delphacidae. Gene Ontology annotation, molecular function: alcohol-forming very long-chain fatty acyl-CoA reductase (NADP+) activity.